Messenger RNA from Paramecium tetraurelia, 1201 nucleotides. RefSeq lists its product as uncharacterized. The transcript is spliced from 5 exons. NCBI's taxonomy places the organism in Eukaryota, Ciliophora, Oligohymenophorea, Peniculida, Parameciidae. Gene Ontology annotation, molecular function: polynucleotide 3'-phosphatase activity; ATP-dependent polydeoxyribonucleotide 5'-hydroxyl-kinase activity; double-stranded DNA binding. The record is from RefSeq and is a predicted model, not a curated record. Gene Ontology annotation, biological process: DNA repair.
AUGAAAUAAAAAAAAGCUUCAGAUUGGGAUUGGAAUAAGAAAGGCACUCUUAUCUAUGGGACAAUUGAAUUUAAACCAUAACCUUUGGUUUUAGGGUUUGAUAUGGAUGAAACCUUGAUUAAAACUAAGUCUGGAAAGAAAUUUGCAAAGGAUGCUAAUGAUUGGCAAUGGUGGAAUCCAAAAGUAAUCCCCACAAUUUAAGAUUACUUUAAACAAGGAUACUCUAUAGUAAUAUUUACAAACCAGAAUGGUAUUGAAAAGGGACACACAAAAGAAUCUGAUAUAAAAACAAAAAUUGAAUCUUUAUAAAAAGAACUCAAAAUUCCAUUAGCUGCAUUCAUAGCUUCAAGUGAUGACAACUACAGAAAACCUCGAGUAGAUAUGUGGAAAGACUUUUAGGAAUUAACUGGAACUAAAGCAGAUAUGGCAAAAAGUAUUUACUGUGGAGAUGCUGCAGGAAGAGUUAAAGGAAAAACUAAAGACUUUACAGAUACCGACUUGAAAUUUGCUUUAAAUUUAGGACUGAUAUUUAGAACUCCAGAGCAAUUAUUCCUAAAGGAUGAUCUAAAUGAAGAUUAUUCGAAAUAACUAGGAUUCAAUCCAAAGAGCAUUCCUAAGGAGGGAUUCUUAUUUAAGGAAAGCAAAGUUAAUAAAUUUACUAAACCUGACAAACCAGAAAUGAUCAUCAUGAUAGGAGCACCUGGAUCUGGCAAAUCAACCUUUGUUCACAAUCAUUUAAAUGAUUAUACUAGAGUUAACAGAGACUCUUUGAAAACUAAAGAAAAAUGCCUUAAAGUUGCAGAGCAAGCAAUUAAAGAAAAGAAAUAUUUAGUAAUUGACAACACAAAUCCAACUCCAGAUGAUAGAGCAGCAUUUAUAAAAUUAGCUCAGGAUAAUAAAUAUCCAGUUAGGGGUUUUUUCUUAGAAGUUUCUAAAGAUUUAUGUCUUCAUAAUGAUACUUAAAGAGAUACUAAUAAUUUUAGAGAGCACUUUUCAAAAAAAGUAGGAAAGAUGCCCAUCAACAUGAUCUUUUCAAAAGUUACACCACCCACUAAAGAUGAAGGUUUCUCUGAAGUUUUAACAAUAAAUUUUAUUGCAGGACCAUUUAAAAAUAAAGAUGAUGAAGAUGCCUUCUAUAGUUUUGUUCAUGGAAAAAAUUGAUUAUUAUUAUAAAGAAAUAUUGAAUAUUAUUUUGAUGUAA